Fusarium oxysporum Fo47 is the source of this 357-nucleotide messenger RNA. RefSeq lists its product as uncharacterized. The coding region runs from base 1 to 357 and encodes 118 amino acids. The record is from RefSeq and is a predicted model, not a curated record. NCBI's taxonomy places the organism in Eukaryota, Fungi, Ascomycota, Sordariomycetes, Hypocreales, Nectriaceae. The transcript has a single exon.
AUGGCUUCUACACAGGAAGGCACGUCGAAAGUUUACGCCAUAACUAGAGAAGGUGAUGACUUUCUCCCCGAGAAUGCUGUCUGGACAUGUAAAUGGGGACCCAUCGAAGCCCAAUGCGGACACAUAAACGAUGAUAUAAGGAACAAGAAGUGCACAAAAUGUGGUUUUGCACGCUCUGCUUCAAUCGCACACGUCGGGAAGAGGCUUGACGAAGGGGUAAAGGGGAGGUGCUGGGAGAUUUGUGGUAUAGAGAACGAUGGGACUGAAGUCUGGACGUAUGACUUAUUCGUGCAAGAAAUGAAUUUUGGGCUUUACAUAUCAAUAAUUAAAUUGCCUUUUGGGAGGCUCUUUAGGUAA